Mercurialis annua (annual mercury) is the source of this 3462-nucleotide messenger RNA. Its product is annotated as pentatricopeptide repeat-containing protein At4g04790, mitochondrial-like. Gene Ontology annotation, molecular function: protein binding. NCBI's taxonomy places the organism in Eukaryota, Viridiplantae, Streptophyta, Magnoliopsida, Malpighiales, Euphorbiaceae. Bases 33 to 2666 code for a protein of 877 amino acids. The record is from RefSeq and is a predicted model, not a curated record. The transcript is spliced from 18 exons.
AACAGAGAGCCAAAACCCUCCUUAAUCCUCAAAUGCCAAAGCUCAAAGUUCUGCACUCUCUCUUCCUUUCAGCGCCCAAAAGAACUACUUCGGCCACCGCAUCAACCACCGCCACCAAAACCACCGCCACGGCCACUAAAUCCUCCACAUCAAGAACCGAUGAAACUCUUACACAGUAUCUAUCAUCCAUUGACUCAUCAUCUUUAUCAUCAUUUCUUUCUAGUUCCAUCUCUAAACACUCAAAACAAUCCCUAAAACCACCACCGCCGCCGCCGCCACUGUCUAAUUCCAAAAAGCCUCCUCCAUCAUCCACUCUCCACAACCUACCAGACUCCGAUUCAGAUUCUGAGGACGCGUCAAGCUAUGUAGCGAAGCACAUUUCAUCUCUAUUACAAGAUGGGGAUUCAGUUACCUCUCCUUCUUUCCAAGGAAACAACAGUAAGAAUUCUUUGGAAUCUGUGUUGAGCAUACCUUGGUGCCAACAGGUAUCACAUCAGAAUGUUACUCAACAAAGGAAAGAUCUUUCUAGAACACGGAAAAAAACAUAUGUUUUCAAAUCAACUCAGAAAAUUCGUUUCAAUAAGCUUUUUAAAAGGAUGGACCAGAAGCUUGGUCCAGAUGUGAUUAUUGAUUUAUGUAAUAGAUUGGGACGUGAAACUGGUGCAAAAGAAUAUAAUGCAGUGAUGAAGCUUAGCAUUGAGAGGGCUACGGCAAGUAAAGAUAAGGAUAGUGCAUCAAAACAAAUUUCUGUUGCCCUUGAACUUUUUAAGUUGAUGAAGGAGGAGGGCUUCCACCAAGAUGAAGAAACCUAUAGUCCAUUUCUUAUGUAUUUUAUUGACAUGGGAAUGGUAGAAGAAUUUGAAAUCUUCUGUGAAGCUAUCGAAGAUAAUGAUCCCAAGUCACUUGCAAGAUUAGGUUACUAUGAGAUGCUUUUGUAUGUUGGAGUCAAUAAUGAAGUAAAGAUUCAAGAAAUUUGCAGUUAUAUUGCUAACGGCAAUGCAAAUGAGAAUUUUGAUUUACGAGAAAAUUAUUUGUUAGCACUUUGUGAAAGGGACCGUAAGAAUGAGCUCCUGCAGCUGUUAGAAGUUAUCGAUAUAACACAAGUUUCAUCUUUGGAUCACAUGGUCAAUAUCUUUAAUUCCUUGGGACGACUAUCAUUGGAGUCCUUGGCAAAGAAGUUUCUUUUAGCGUUCAAAGAAUGUGAGUAUGGCGCAGAGAAUAUCUCAACCCUAAUCUUUCAUUAUGCUUCUAGCAUCCCAAAUUUAGUGGUUGACAAUGUCAUUUUAAAAUUCAAAAGCAUGCACUUAAUGCUGGAGAUGUCACCUUCGUCAAAAUCAUAUGAGAAGCUCAUACGAUAUAGUUGUGAUUUACUUAAGGUGCAUGCAGCUCUUGAAAUAGUCAAUGAAAUGUGCAAAGAUAGUUUGACCUUAUCUAUAGACACUCUAAAUUCCCUACUGCGUGCUUGUGAUGAAAGCUUCGAGUUUAAUUUGGUUCAAGGGAUUUAUUCUUUAAUUUCCUUCCAUAACAUGACACCAAACACUGAGACAUUCAGGAGCAUGAUAAGUCUGAGGGUGAAAAUGAAAGAUUAUCAUGGUGCGUAUGAGAUGCUUGAUGAUUUGGAAAAAUACGGUUUGAUUCCUACAACAAGCAUGUAUAAUGCUAUAAUGGCAGGAUACUUUCGAGAGAAAAACGUCAGUGGCGGAUUGACGGUUCUCAAGAAAAUGGAACUUGCAAAUAUAAAUCCCGAUACCCAAACAUAUAGCUUUCUAAUAACCAACUGUAACAGUGAAGAUCAAAUUAGCAAGUACUUUAAGGAGCUGGAGUCUUCUAGAAUUCCAAAAGUAAAGCAAAUCUACAUGGCCCUUGUUAAUGCAUAUGCAAAUUGUGGGCAGUUUGAGAAGGCAAAACAGGUACUCUCUGACAAAGAAAUACCAAGCAAGGAUGUUAAUGAAAUCAAAAGUGUACUUGUCGCAGCUCUUGCAUCACAUGGACAAAUGUCUGAUGCCCUUCUUGUGUAUGAAGAAAUCAAGGAAGGUGGAGGAACUGUGGAGCCAAAAUCUGUCAUAAGUCUUAUUGAGUAUUGUCAAUCUGAAUGUGAACCAAGUACAUUGCUUAAACUACUGGGUGAAUUGAAAGAACCAGACUAUUGGGUGGAUGGCUGCUGCAGAGUUAUCUUGUGCUUCAUACGUUACAACAAUCUAAGUUCUGCUGUCAAUCUGCUCAAGCAACUUAAGGAUCGAAUCAAGAAUGAUGAAUUGACCAUGCAAGUCAUUUUUGAUGAGGUUUUUUCUUUAAUUGCUGAGAUAGAGCCUACAGAUCUGCAGAUUGGGUUGGACUUGCUUCAAGCCAUUAAGGAUGAGCUUUGUGUUUUACCAUCGCGAAAAUCACUUGAUUUUCUACUCAGUGCUUGUGUGAAGGCCAAAGAUUUGCACAACUCUAAUUUAAUUUGGAAAGAGUAUGAAGCAGCUGGCUAUCCUUACAAUGUUACAAGUUAUUUAAGAAUGUAUCAGGCCCUUUUGGCUUCAGGAGAUCAUAAAUCUGCAAAACUUAUGCUAGCCAAAAUUUCAAAAGACGAUCCUCAUGUUCGCAGAGUCAUCCAAGCGUGCCAAAAAACUUAUAUUCAAUCCUGUUCUAAAAAGGGGAGAAAGAAGAAAAAGGACAGCUAGUGAAACGUAACCAAAUUUUUGAAUUGUAAAUAUAAACAAUACAAACUUGAACCAUUUCGGGUUUCACGAAGGGCCUUCUUGUUGGCAUGUAGAAUGAAGAUUGGUAAAAACAGUUUAAUACAAGUUUCUUUGGUCUACAUCGGAGGAGGAAAAAUGAAUAUUCCAAUUUCUGAAAAACGGUAAACCUGUACUGCCUGCCUGUACAGCUACUUCUAAUGCAGGUUUCGUAUUCUAGUCCUCAACAGCAAUAGAACUACUGCAGAUCCAUGAAAGUUUUACCUAUGGCCUCUGCAUAUUUUGGCUUUCCUUUGACUAAUUGAUAUCCUCUUGAAGAUGAUCUAGCAAAUCGUUACACGGUGGCACUAGCCAUUUAAGCCUUUCUUUAGGGCAUUGAAAUGUUCAUAUGGGGAGCAAGUCCAAAUUGUUGAUCUCGUUCGUUGAUACAUAUAUGAUAGGAUAUUUGCAAUUAAAAUCAUGAAGUUUAGUAUAUUUUACAGUUACAUCACCGAUGUUUAAUUUUAGCAAUUUCAAACACCAACCUUUUAUAUUUGCCAAUUUGAAACACAAGUUGAAUUCUUGGUAUACUUUUUGCUGAUGUUACGCUAGAAAGAAAUUUAUGAUAUAUUUUUGCGUUCAUAUCACUAGAAGUAUAUCAAAAUUCAAUGUGUUUUGAAUUGUUAAAAAUUGAAAGAUGAGUUGAAAUUGUUAAAUUAAAAGUUGGAGUUGAAUUGAAAUUGUUAAAAUUAGAUUCUGAUGUUGUAAUGACAAAACAUAUGAAUCGUUUACUUCAUUUUUA